AUGAUCUCCCGAGCUCUUCUUUCCUGGCUAGCGGCUUCAGCCACUGUAUUUGCUGCACCUACCAGUGAUGGCCCCAGCGCACUCGAUACGCGAGCCUGCACCACCCCAGCGAAUUCACUCAAGAACCCCAGCUUCGAGUCCAGUUCCUGGGUAUUCAAGCCUACGUAUGCAAAUCUUGGUACUGCAGGUGUCGUGACUGGUGGCUACAAAAGUAACCACGCUGUUCAAGUCACUGCAACUUCAGGCACGAAUGAUCCAACAAGCUACAACAAGCUAUCCCAGGCCUUCAAGAUCUGCAAAGCUUCACGCUUCCAGCUCACAUGGUCCAUUCUCCUUCCUAAAGAUGGAUCUAAAUACACAGCGCCCAAUAUCCCUGGAUUGUAUGUCGAGGCUCAAGCACCAGAUGGUCUAUGGCACCAAUUGGGAAAUUUCCAAUUUUCGUCAAAGACAUUCAGCAGCACCAUUUUUUCACCAAACAAAAAGGGAACUCACAGCGUCGACCAGUGGGCGAAUUUUGUUGCCGACUUUCCUACUUCACAGACCGGUACUUGGACAAUCUCGAUGGAGUGGUAUGCUCAGCCAGCGUCUGGUGGUAAGACAACAACGUUGAAGAUUAAGAUGGACAACUUUGCUGUUAAACCGAAGGCUUGA
This is a messenger RNA of Fusarium poae, 651 nucleotides long. RefSeq lists its product as uncharacterized. The transcript has 2 exons. Bases 1 to 651 code for a protein of 216 amino acids. Lineage: Eukaryota; Fungi; Ascomycota; Sordariomycetes; Hypocreales; Nectriaceae. The record is from RefSeq and is a predicted model, not a curated record.